Parnassius apollo (apollo) is the source of this 3597-nucleotide messenger RNA. Lineage: Eukaryota; Metazoa; Arthropoda; Insecta; Lepidoptera; Papilionidae. The record is from the annotation of a GenBank genome assembly.
AUGGGGCCCAAACGGUUGCUUUCACCAGUUACUUUGCUGCUGUUUUGUACAGCAGCAUGCGCCACGUACGCCGAGGACGAGCAGCACGACGCGCACGAGGGUGACGAUGUGACGCUGCAGUGUCGGUUCACGCUGCAGCCCGGCGCCGGCGAGUCACUCACGUACUACUGGGUCCGCAACACAGCCAGCGGCCACGACAAUGUCGCCAUCGGAAAUAUACCGCUUGAGACUAAUUAUCAGAUAAAGUACGCACCGUCGGAGGGCCGCUUCGACCUGGUGGUGUCGAACGUGACGUACGAGAGGGACAAUGGGCGGUUCGAGUGCCGCGUGAAGGCGGGCGGGUCGGGGCGCACGCUGCACGCGCAGACGCACGCGCUCACCGUGCUGACGCCGCCGCAGCCGCCGCGCCUGACGCCCGCCGCGCGCGCGCCCGCACAUGAGGACCAGGAGCUGCGCCUGCAGUGCUCCAGCGCCGGCGGCUCGCCGGAGCCCUCCAUCAAAUGGUACCGCGAGGGCUCACCGGUGGCGCUGGACGCGGCCGUCGAGCACGGGCGGACCCGCGCGGAGCCCUCGGUGGCCACGCUGGUGCUCGUGCCGAAGCGCGAGGACGACGGCGCGGUGUUCCGCUGCGUGGUCUGGAACCGCGCCAUGCCCGACGGACGUCAGUACAACGCCACCGUGCAGCUCAGUGUCAAUUACUUUCCACGAGUGGAAGUCGGUCCAGAAAAUCCUCUUCGUGUCGAAGUUGACGGCACAGUCACGAUGGAGUGCAAAGUAGACGCUAAGCCGAAAGUAACCAGCGUGCGAUGGACUAGGAAUGGCAAAUACAUUUCUAACUCAUUCUCACAUACAAUACAGGGCGUGGCAGUGCAGGAUGCCGGUCAGUACACCUGCACGGCGGAUAAUGGCCUGGGUCGCCCCGGUGAAAAGGAAAUUACUUUGGAUGUCCUAUACCCUCCCACGGUCACGAUCGACUCAAAGACGUACGAAGCUGAGGAAGGUGGUAAUGUCGAGAUUCGUUGCGAGGUGUCCGCUAAUCCCGAGCCUAUCUCCGUAGAAUGGAGUAUGGAGGGAAAACCAGAGUUUCGUCAGAAAGGAAAUAUAUUAACCCUGGGCAGGGUGGACGCAGAUGUAGCGGGAACGUACACGUGUCGAGCUGUCAACGUUAUUUCUACCAGCAGCGGGAAUCGGGUUGAAAGGGCCAGCAGUGCGUCCGUAGCGGUAUUGGUGCGACAUAAGCCAGGGCGAGCCCAUAUCACUCCUGAAAGGCCAGUAGCCCAAGAGGGAGCGGGAGUGACCCUUACGUGCAGCGCGAAGCCUCCAGGCUGGCCCGCUCCACAGUAUCGCUGGUUUCGAGAUAUCGAUACAUCGGACGCUAACCCCAUAGUCUUAGCUACGGGAGUAACGUACAACAUACCAAACGCCCAUCUUGGCAGCGAAGGUGUUUACCACUGCCAAGCAACCAACGAACUGGGCCAUGGUGAAUUAGCAUCCGUCACUUUGGAAGUCCAUCAACCACCGCGAUUCCAUUCCAAGCUCCAGCCUCAUGCGACGAAACGCUCUCGUGAACAGAACUUUUCGCUAUCGUGCAGCGCGUUUGGUAAACCCCUUCCAACCGUCAAAUGGUACAAAAACAAUUCGGAAAUUAAACCAGACGUGAAUUUGUACGAAGUGAAGACCGACGUCACGGAAGGCAGGGACUCGGUGUACAACGUACAGAGCACCCUCAGAUUCUACGGCAAAGCGAGACCGAAUAUCAACGACUUGAUACCCGAAGACAGGGGCCUGUACACGUGUGCGAUUGAAAACGAAGUAAAAAAAAUUGAAUCUUCUAUGCAUCUUCGAAUUGAGCAUGAACCAAUUUCGAUUCGACAACAGAAGAAAGUAGCAUUCGACGUAAUGGAGGCGGCUGAAAUAUCAUGUAGAGUUCAAGCUUACCCCAAGCCUGACUUCCUGUGGUUCUUUGGCUCCAGCAGUUCUCCGCUACAGUCCUCUGACCACUACGACAUCACAACGAUCACGGAAGACAACGACUCGUAUUUAAGCGUACUAAAGCUGCGAAACGUAAAGCCACAAGACUACGGCGACUACUACUGCAACGUGAAGAACUCCCUCGGUAGCAUUCGUCCGCAAAUACGAAUGCAGCCGAAAGGCGCUCCGGAGUCCCCGCGCGGUUUAACCAGCCAGAAGAUCGGUUCUACGUACGUGACCCUGAAGUGGGAGGCCGGUUUCGACGGGGGCUUAACCAACACAAAAUACUUUGUGUGGUACAGAAGAGUCGCCAGGGGUGCCGGCUCGGAGGACCAAUGUGUCGCCGCGCGCAGCGACGUCAACGACUGGCGCGAGUACGACUGCAUGCGCGCCAACCCCUGCAACGUCACGCGCUUGGACCAGCAUAACACUUACACUUUCAAGGUAAAAGCAGUAAAUACGAAGGGCCAGAGCAACUAUUCCAAUGAAAUAACAGUUACAACUAAAGUGGAUAAGAUCCCACCACCCGAGCAACUGACCUACGAUCCAAGUACAAGAGCGGUUGUAUUCAGUGUUGGACCUACUUGCUUAGGACUCAUCGGCGUGGCAGAGGGCCUGGGCAGAGUUGGCGGCUGGCAGGUGGUGGAGACGCUGCCACUGAGCGUGUCGGGUGCGGGCAGCAGCGUGCAGCGCGGCGUGCUGGCGGCGGGCAGCGGGGCGGGCGGCGGGCCGCGCGGUGGGGCGGCCGGCGCGCUCGACGAGCUCAACCCCCGCCUGCGCCUGCGCUUGUGCUUGCUGCACAACCAGGACGUCUGCAGCGAAUACGUCGAGGCCGACAUUGGUCCGGCUUACAUCAAGGAAGCGUCGGCCCUGACGACCGCCACACUGAUCGCGAUCGUAGUUUCCGCGCCGCCGCCUUACAUGGAGUAUCCGAACGCCGGGAUGGAGAACAAGGCUCUGGAACAUUCGAUGGAGCUGGCGAUGGACGACUCGAAGAACGCCGUGUACGCGACUCAAGCCGCGUACGGGUACCACAUCGCGCCUCACGCCACACCCACGCACGUUGGACAAAAUAUGUCUAAUAUGGACUGGGUGAACACAGGGUAUAUGGACAAAGGCUACGCGAACAGCAAUAACGGCGGCAGCGUCAACUCGCAAGACUCUCUGUGGCAGAUGAAAAUGGCGGCCGCCAACAAUACGGGCAUGAUGAUGAUGGACAGAACCAGUAACUACGGCUACGACCCCAUGCACGCCGGCUACGGCACCAUCGACGACUACGCGGCCUACCAGCCGCUCCCGCACGCGGGCCACGCCGCCCACAACGCCCACCCCACGCAUGGGAGCCACGUGCCCAACACUGAUUACAUGCGCACCUCGCAGAACCCCUCUAGACAGGACUACUGUUCCGAUUCCUAUGCAUCUGUGCAUAAGCCCAAGAAACGCAUGGAUCAGCAUACUGAGUCGCCGUACCACGAGGUGAGCGGACUGCCCGAGGCGUGCGCGGACGAGGCGGGUGGUGAGGACAAGCCGCCGCCGCUGUCGCUCAGCUACGACGAGUCGCUCGAGUCCGGCUACUCCACGCCCAACUCGCGCGCGCGCCGCGUCAUCCGCGAGAUCAUCGUCUGA